Molecule: messenger RNA, 2112 nt
Organism: Westerdykella ornata
Lineage: Eukaryota; Fungi; Ascomycota; Dothideomycetes; Pleosporales; Sporormiaceae
Product: UV radiation resistance-associated gene protein
Exons: 2
Coding region: 139-2055 (638 amino acids)
Biological process (GO): SNARE complex assembly
Cellular component (GO): endosome; lytic vacuole
Molecular function (GO): SNARE binding
Source: RefSeq, a predicted model, not a curated record
CUUGGGAACAUGAUGCUGCUUCAGCUCUUUGAUGAAGGAUUUGGCAGCUCGUUGACCUGUAUACCGGGCCGGUAGCUUCAUGCGAGUGUUCAUUAUCCUCAGGACAUUGAGCGAUCCCGCUCGCUGGAGCUCCGCAAUAUGACAGGCCGGGAACAGCACGACGAUAUCGAUGCUGAAGCAGCGGAACCUCCACGCGAGCGACCGUGGCUUUUGCCAUAUAAUCGCAGGCUCCGGCAUCUCCAAGGCCUGACCAUCCGUAACCUCACCCUCGCUGCUCCUGGGACACGGUCGCGUACGCGGACUAUCGAUGAUGAUGGCGUACCCAGUAGCUUGAAGACCCCCACGAAAACGUUGGCGCUGCAAGAGGGUAGAGGUCUAACGCACUCCCGCUCGUCAAGCGACCUCCAGUCGAAAGGAGAUGUCCGCCGGCAUCACAAGGGCAAGUCGAAGGCGCCUGAGACUUUAGCAAAUCUCAACAGGCCAGCUGCAGGCAAGACUGUGCGCAGACGAAGCACUAUGGAGUGGUCCGGAGCGAGUCCAGAAACAAGACAGAGAAGGCUGGAAGACAUUACCGAAAGUCGGAUGGCGGAUACCUUCUUCUCGCUUCACGUCGAUCAUCUGGAGGAUCCGAUAUAUGUCUCGGAAGUGGUGGAGAAGGCUAUGAACCCAAACUUUCGUUUCUUCGACAUAGGUUCCUGCGGACCGGAUGUAACCAGACUCGACAAACUCACCGUCAAGGUCUGGGCGAGGAAUAAGAAUACCCAAGGUUGGCAGUACUUGAUCGAGUUUACCGUACAGCUACGCGCGCUUCAGUUUAUUGGGAGAACACUAGGUGGCUUCAAGCAUCCUCUGCCACAGAAUUGCAUCCUGUUCCACAUGACGGAUGGCAUUUAUACAAGCUUCACAGACCUGCCGGUUCAAGAAAGGUUACCGUCAGUUGCUCUUGCGCCCCCAAAGGCUCCAGCGGAUGGCCGUGUGCUCAAGACGUCCACCUAUGAUGCGCUGAUGCGGCUUUCUACAUUGGACGACUGCAUACAGGACGCCCUGGCCACCCGUGACCGGCUCGCCGAGGAGAUUGAAACUAUCUUGAACAAGAACCGGGAAGCCAUAAGCACUCUCGAGCAAGUCCCGGAAGCCCAGGACCGCCUGAAGACUGUCGAGGCGGCAGUAGCAGCUGAGAAGCGACGUGUUGAAGCCAUCCGGAGACGGAGGGAUGAUCUGAGAGCAAACAUUGAUUUUCGGAAAGAGAGGAUGGAGGCUGGCACCCAACUGGAGUGCCAGGUUGGUCGAGAUCUGGAUCAGGAACGGGAACUGCUCCAACAGACAAACUCCAGCAUAGAAAAGACGGAGGACGAUAUACAUGGCCAAAGGCGACGCAUAUGCGAAGAUCUACUGAAGAUUUUCCCCAUUGAGCCAGUAAUGGGAAAGCCGCUCCUAUUCACAAUUCGGAGCCUUCCUCUGCCGAACGGAGAUUUCGACGAUGCGGACGAAGAGAAGACAUCUGCUGCGCUCGGCUACGUUGCACAGGUUGUCUCUCUUUUGUCCGCCUAUUUAUCUGUCCUCCUUCCCUAUCCUGUAACAAUAUGCGGCUCAACUUCCACGAUUGACGAUCCCCUGGCCAUGACCACGGGGAAACAACCGCAUCCACCGACCUAUCCGCUCUUCAUGAAGGGCGUGGUGCGGUUCCGCUUCGAGUACGGAGUCUUUCUCCUCAACAAGAAUAUCGAGAUUCUGUCGAACGCAGUGGAAAUCCGGCCACUUGAUAUCCGCCACACGUUGCCGAACUUGAAGUACCUCCUUUACGUAGCUACAGCUGGGAAAGGGGAACUACCAGAACGCAAGGCUGGAGGCAUUCGAGGGCUCCUUCGCAGGGACGGUGUGCUCUCCAGAACAGGUAGCGUGGAUAGUACCGCUACGAGGAGCAGCGUCGGUGUGCCGGAAAUCAAGUUUAACUUGACCAGGAAUGCUGACAUUCACAGCAGCAACGGCACAGCGGAUCAUACUAAGCAAAAGGUUAUAACGAUACCCGGAAGUAGGUUGAGGGAAGUAAGUUAGAGCCUAGCGUUCUAUUGUCAUGUUGCAUGUCAUCAUUCUGGGAGAGAGGGAGGAGAG